AUGUGGCAUGAGUUGAGCGCCGGCGAAGCCUCGAUGGCUUCUACCUUCAUUUGUCGGCCCGCUCGCUCAAUUCGCACGAUCGAACCAACGUUACGAUGUCAUCCGAACCACUGUCAAGCCCUUCCCGUCGAACCGGUCAGAUCUGAUUGGGCGUGUGGAGUACUCGUCUUUACCACCCGCAUCAUCCCAAGGAACCUCGUUGCCGACGACUCCAUCACCUCGUCCUCGCGAGUGGGCGAAAUGGCCUGGAUUCGAGCGCUAUACUGGCGGCCAGGAUACGAGGGCGUGGGCAACAGGCUGAAGUGGAUCUGCGCGGAUUGCUUCGCCCGAGGCUUCAAGAAGAAGUCAGACUUCUGCUUCGUCUGCUCAACAGGAGCCGCUACCAAGAAGCACCUUCGUAACGCCCACGGAAUUCUGGCCCCACACGACGUUGCCGGAGGCGUGCGAGCCUCAUCUCUAGAUGGCCGGCCCAUCACCCACUUCAUUGGUGCCGACUUCAAUAAUCCGCACGACCAGUUCCUUGUCAGCAAGCUGCGUGGAAGAUUCAACAGCAAGGCUCCGGUCAACAACCCAGACACGGUCGGCUACUUCACGCUGGACAAUGCUGCCAACAAUGACACCUGCAUGGAAGACCUUGCCUUUGAGCACGGCUUCUCACCCGAAGAGCGACGGAUCCGCUGCGCUGCACAUAUCCUCAACCUCUGUGUGCGGGCAAUGCUGUACGGUUCGAAGCAAGAGAAUUUUGCUGCAAUUGUUGCUGCCGAUGGGGACGAUCUAGAUGACGACGAGGAGCAAGUUGAUCAAGCUAUCGACGAGGCCCUAAAUGGAGAGAUGAAGGACGGUACGGACGAAGACCCAGGAGCAAACACUGCCGUUGACAUCCCAGAAGAGGACCUCACAUCGUCUCACCCGGCUCCGGACGAGAUCAAUGCUGCCAGCUUCAGGGAGUACAGUCAGAACGGCGCCCCCGGAAUGCUUCAUAACAUCGGUCUUCAGCUGCGAAACACACAGCUAACGAAGCAGGCAGUUCUGCAGUACCGCUUAAGUGCGUACGACUGGAAAGUUAUCGAGGUACUUGUCAAGCUUCUGAAGCCGUUCGAGAUUUCCACCAAGCAACUUCAGGGCAGUGGUGUUCCCGGCGGUAGGUCCACAUGUGGCAGUUUCGAUGAAUACUUCCCCGUCUUUGAGAUUUUGCUUGACCACCUCGAAAGUGCUAUCGAAGGCACAAUCUUCGAAGAGGUUGAGGAUCCAGUGACUAGGGAGAAGAAGGACGUCGAACUCGGAUGGAAGAAGCUGCAUAAAUAUUACAGCCGUCUGACUAGCGCUGCAUAUGUCGGGGCUGUUGUCUUCAAUCCUACGAAGAGUUGGCGGUUGGAAUACGAAGCAAAGCUCUUGGAGAUCUGGGAGAAGUAUAGGGAGCGCGACGUUGACAACGAGAUCCUCGCUACGUCUGAUGAGGCCUCCAUGGAUUACAUUGAGCGGAGACUUGCUAGGACUGUAGCUGCGCCGCCAUUCAACCAGGGCUCGUUCGGAGCAUCAGGUGCCCGCAAAAGCAACCGAAAGACGAAACCGUCUACGGCGGGAGCGACUGGUGAUGACAAAUAUGCUCGAUAUUGUGCCGAGGACGUCGUCAACAGCCGCCACUACAGAAGCAGACCGAUUGACUGGUGGAAGAUCAACCGGAGCCGAUAUCCGCGACUGUCUCUGAUGGCAGUAGACAUGCUUACGAUUCCAUCGACGUCCGCGGAAAGCGAGAGGACGUUUAGCAGCGCAGGACGUAUGACGGCACCAUUGAGAAGCCGGCUGCGGAGGGAGAUCGUAGCGAUGGCUCAAUGCAUUCGAUCGUGGAGUAAAGCUGGGAUCUACAGGCCUUCACUGCCGCUGUUUAGCCUCAACGAGGAUCAAUGGAUUGAUGCUCUUGCGUCGCUGAAGGGGCGGAGUGACAUUUAA
This is a messenger RNA of Hirsutella rhossiliensis, 1950 nucleotides long. Its product is annotated as Ribonuclease H-like protein. Lineage: Eukaryota; Fungi; Ascomycota; Sordariomycetes; Hypocreales; Ophiocordycipitaceae. The record is from RefSeq and is a predicted model, not a curated record. Bases 1 to 1950 code for a protein of 649 amino acids. The transcript has 8 exons. Gene Ontology annotation, molecular function: protein dimerization activity.